Raphanus sativus (radish) is the source of this 1959-nucleotide messenger RNA. RefSeq names its product protein INVOLVED IN DE NOVO 2. The record is from RefSeq and is a predicted model, not a curated record. Lineage: Eukaryota; Viridiplantae; Streptophyta; Magnoliopsida; Brassicales; Brassicaceae. Bases 149 to 1786 code for a protein of 545 amino acids. The transcript is spliced from 8 exons. Gene Ontology annotation, biological process: gene silencing by siRNA-directed DNA methylation.
UGCAAUAUAAUUGCACUGUCUUCUUCUUCUCUAUCUUCAACGUCCCAACAAUUUACUGAGGGGGGAAGAGAGAAAAAGACUUUGAGAGAGAAAAAUACACACAGUUUCUGUGAUUUCACUAGCAAAGAAGCACAUCGGAGAAAAAAAGAUGGAGAAGCAGAAACUUUCACUCGGAGAUUCGUCAGGAGAGACCUCGGAGGUGAAGAGAAGCGUGUGUACGGAAGAGAAGUUUGUGUGGCCAUGGGUUGGUCUCGUGGCCAACAUACAAACGGAGGUUGAUAAAACUGGUCGGAGAGUUGGCAGAAGCGGUUCAACGUUACGUGACGAGCUCAUCCAAAAGGGGUUUAAUCCAACGAGAGUCCAGCCCAUCUGGAACUUCAAGGGACACUCUGGUUUCGCCUUGGUGGAGUUCACCAAAGACAUCAAAGGGUUCGAGAACGCCAUGAACUUCGAGAGGAGUUACAAAUCAGACGGCCACGGCAAGAAAGACUGGGAGAAAGGUGUUCACUUGAGAGAUGAUAAGCCCUACGGAUGGGUUUGUAGAGAGGACGACUACAACCGGAGUGGGAUUGUUGGCAAGAACGUUAAGAAGAAGAGAGACUUGAAGAGUGUGUCACAGCUUCAAGAAGAGGAGGAAAGAAAAAUGGUUCAGCUUGUCGAGAACAUGUCUCAGUCGAUUGAGAUGAAGAUGAUAAGCAAGCAAGAGCUCGAACACAAAGUAGAUGAGACUUCUCGUGUUCUGCAGAGUGUGGAGUUUCAUAACUAUCAGCUAAACCAAACCUACAAACAAGAGGUUGAGAAGAUGCAGACGAACUUGCAUGAUCUGUAUCAGCAGAUUAUAAUAGGACAUGAAAAAUCUAUGUCUGACCUGGAGACAGAGAGGGAGAAGCUGGAGAAUCGUGCAAGGCAGAUCUGCAUAGACGAAGCUGAGAUGGAAAAAUCCAGACUUGAAAUAGAAAUGAAUCAAAAGGCUAUGCUGGAGCAGAAUGAAGCGAAUAUGGAAGCUAUGAAGCUUGCAGAGAAGCACCAGAAAGAGAAGGAGAAGCUACAUGAGAAGAUAAUGGAAAUGGAAGCGAAGCUAAAUGAAACGCAAGAGCUGGAGUUGGAGAUAGAGAAGCUGAAAGGCAGCAGCAAUGUGAUGAAGCAUAUGGCGGAUGGAGAUGUAGAUGUAGAGUUAAUGGAGAAGAUGGCCAAGACUCAGAUGGAGCUGGAGGCUAGAGAAGCGGCUCUAUAUGAUAAGAUAAAGUCUGUGACACAGAAAGAACGCAUGGCCAACGACGAGUUUCAAGAAGCUAGGAAAGAGAUGAUUCAGUUCUGGAAUGAGAAUGAGGAUUUGGUGAGUGGAGAGAAGAUAAGAGUGAAGAGGAUGGGUCAGUUAGACACGAAGCCGUUUGUGGUAGCAGUGAAGAAGAAACUUAGAGGAGGUUCAAGAGCAAAAGCAGAGCUAAAAGCUAUGGAGUUGUGUUCAUUUUGGGAAGGACAAGUUGGAGAUGUGCAUUGGUAUCCAUUUAAAGUGGAUGAAUCUGAUGGAAUCGCAAAGAUUGUGGUUGAUAACAAGGAUGAGAAGCUGAUUAAGCUGAAGGAUGCCUACGGUGAGGAACUUUACAAGGAAGUGGUGAGAGCAAAAAGGGAGAUAGUGGAAUACAACCCGAGCGGUGGCUACGUGGUUUCAGAGCUGUGGAACUUUGAGAAGAACCGAAAGGCCACAAUGGAGGAAGUGACGGAUGUGAUGUUGAAGAUAAGGAAGACGGUCGUGGCUAUGAAGAACAAGCGAAAGAGGCGUUGAGAUUUUGAUGCGCAAAUAAUAAGAUAGAACUUUAAAGAAACAACGUGAAGUGGUUUUUGCCUUUAGACAUUGCUAUGCUCCUUUUUUCUUACAGACAAGUUUAAAUUAAUUUUGCUAGUACUGUGACUGAUGUUGGCAGUUUCUUUAAUGGUUUAUCUCCCAAUUAUUUUUGC